Beta vulgaris subsp. vulgaris (sugar beet) is the source of this 3492-nucleotide messenger RNA. RefSeq names its product 26S proteasome non-ATPase regulatory subunit 1 homolog A. Gene Ontology annotation, molecular function: enzyme regulator activity. Gene Ontology annotation, cellular component: proteasome complex; nucleus; proteasome storage granule. NCBI's taxonomy places the organism in Eukaryota, Viridiplantae, Streptophyta, Magnoliopsida, Caryophyllales, Amaranthaceae. Gene Ontology annotation, biological process: proteasome-mediated ubiquitin-dependent protein catabolic process; regulation of protein catabolic process. The record is from RefSeq and is a predicted model, not a curated record. The coding region runs from base 243 to 3248 and encodes 1001 amino acids. The transcript has 13 exons.
UCCCGUAAAAGAAGAAGAAAUGAAGCCUGGACUUUGGCUUGUGGUGAAAGAAACGUACUUAUACUGGGUUUAGGAAGAUAGUAGUCGGCAAUUCUAUAUCUAGUUGGUUUCGCUGCUGGGUUGGCUAGGGUUCCAUUUGAGAAAAGAGGCGAAUUGAAUUGGAUUGGUUUGUCCGUUUAGUUAUCUUUAUUAUUGGGAUUUGGGAGAAAGAGGCGAAAAAGAAGAAGAAGAAGAGGGCGAGAAUGGCGACCAUGGUGAGUUCGGCCGGAGCACUUCUGGCUAUGCUGAGUGAGAAUCAUCCCUCUUUGAAGCUUCACGCUCUCUCCAAUCUCAAUGCUUUUGCUCAGUUCUUAUGGCCGGAGAUCUCCACCAGCAUUCCUCUUAUAGAAAGUUUGUAUGAGGAUGAAGAAUUCUCUCAGAGAGCGUUGGCAGCCUUAGUUGUGUCUAAGGUAUUUUAUUUUCUGGGUGAACUGAAUGAUUCUUUGGCAUAUGCACUGGGGGCUGGGCCAUUGUUUGACGUGUCAGAGGAUUCUGAUUAUGUGAGGACCCUUCUCGAUAAAGCCAUUGAUGAGUAUGCUAGUCUUAGGAACAAAGCAGCUGAGUCAAAGGAAGAAGCUGCCAACAUUGACCACAGGCUUGAGGCAAUUGUGGAGAGAAUGUUGGAGAAGUGCAUUUUGGAUGGGAGGUAUCAGCAAGCUAUGGGGAUGGCAAUUGAGUGCCGAAGAUUAGAUAAACUUGAGGAAGCAGUUAUGAGGAGUGAUAAUGCUCCCGGAAGUCUGUCAUACUGUAUUAAGGUCUCCCAUUCCUAUGUUAAUCGUAGAGAAUAUCGGCAAGAGGUGCUUCGUUUGCUUGUCAGAGUGUAUCAGAAGCUGCCAUCCCCAGAUUUUCUGAGCAUUUGUCAGUGCCUUAUGUUUCUGGAUCAACCUGAAGGUGUUGCAAGCAUUCUGGAAAAGCUUCUUCGCGGAGAGGAGAAGGAUGAUGCUUUGCUUUCAUUUCAAAUAGCUUUUGAUCUCGUAGAAAAUGAGCAUCAGGCUUUUCUGCUAAAUGUGAGGGAUCGUCUAUCAAAGCCCAAGUCUCAGCUUCCAGAGCAGCCUAUAUCCAGGGAACCAGAGUCCACUUCGACUGAAAACACAACUGCUUCUGAAGAUGUGCAAAUGACUGAUGGGACUCAUGGCUCUGGUGCAGCUGUGGGAGAAAUGGAUCCUAUUGAAGCUAGAUAUGCUGAAAGACUGACCAAAAUGAGAGGAAUACUGUCUGGAGAGACUUCCAUCCAGCUUACUUUGCAGUUUCUGUAUAGCCACAACAAGUCGGACCUCCUCAUUCUGAAGACCAUAAAGCAAUCUGUUGAGAUGAGGAAUAGUGUUUGUCACAGUGCAACGAUUUAUGCCAAUGCAAUUAUGCAUGCUGGUACUACAGUGGAUACAUUUCUCAGGGAGAAUCUGGACUGGCUAAGCAGGGCCACUAACUGGGCCAAGUUUAGUGCAACAGCAGGAUUGGGUGUUAUUCAUAGAGGGCAUUUGCAGCAGGGCCGGUCACUUAUGGCGCCUUACUUGCCGCAGGGUGGGGCUGGAGGUGGUGGCAGUCCCUACUCUGAAGGUGGAGCUCUGUAUGCUCUUGGUUUGAUUCAUGCUAACCACGGCGAGGGUAUCAAACAAUUUCUUCGUGAUAGCCUGCGAAGUACUAAUGUGGAGGUCAUACAACAUGGUGCUUGUUUAGGGCUUGGAUUAGCUGCACUUGGGACUGCAGAUGAAGACAUAUUUGAGGACAUAAAAAAUGUUCUUUAUAAUACAGACAGUGCUGUUGCCGGUGAAGCUGCUGGCAUCAGCAUGGGUUUACUCAUGGUUGGUACAGCAAGUGAGAAGGCUGCUGAGAUGCUUGCUUAUGCACACGAAACCCAGCAUGAGAAAAUCAUUAGGGGAUUAGCCUUAGGUAUAGCUCUUACAGUUUAUGGAAGAGAGGAGGAAGCAGACACACUUAUUGAGCAAAUGACUCGGGACCAAGAUCCUAUACUGCGUUAUGGUGGUAUGUAUGCAUUAGCUUUGGCUUACAGAGGAACAUCAAAUAACAAGGCCAUCCGGCAGCUGCUUCACUUUGCAGUAUCAGAUGUGAGUGAUGAUGUUAGGCGAACAGCAGUCUUGGCCCUUGGGUUUGUGUUGUAUUCUGAGCCGGAACAGACACCCCGUAUUGUGUCCCUGCUAUCUGAGUCCUACAACCCACAUGUUCGAUAUGGUGCAGCCUUAGCAGUUGGCAUUUCCUGUGCUGGCACUGGUCUGAGUGAAGCCAUAUCUUUGCUAGAGCCCUUGACAUCUGAUGUAGUUGAUUUUGUUCGGCAAGGUGCCUUGAUUGCCAUGGCCAUGGUUAUGGUUCAGACUACUGAAGCUAUGGACUCACGGGUGGGAACAUUCAGGCGACAAUUGGAGAAGAUAAUCCUUGACAAGCAUGAAGAUACCAUGAGCAAGAUGGGGGCUAUUUUAGCGUCUGGAAUACUUGAUGCUGGUGGAAGGAAUGUGACAAUUAGGCUGCUUUCGAAGUCAAAGCAUGAUAAAGUCACAGCUGUUGUUGGUCUGGCUGUUUUUAGCCAGUUUUGGUAUUGGUAUCCUCUUAUAUAUUUCGUGAGCUUGGCUUUUUCGCCUACAGCUUUUGUUGGGCUGAACUAUGACUUGAAAGUUCCGAAGUUUGAGUUCUUGUCACAUGCAAAACCUUCCUUGUUUGAGUACCCAAAGCCUACAACUGCGCCCACCACUACAUCAGCUGUAAAACUUCCUACUGCUGUGUUAUCGACAUCAGCAAAGGCCAAAGCUAGGGCGAAGAAGGAGACGGAGCAGAAAGAAAAAUCUGCCGGGUCUGAGGCCUCUGGCUCCGCUUCUGCCACUGGGAAAGGAAAAUCUUCUAUUGAGAAGGAGGGAGACUCAAUGCUGGUUGACAACCUACCAGAAAAAAAGGUUGAGCCAGAACCUUCGUUUGAAACCUUAACUAAUCCUGCUAGGGUAGUUCCUGCUCAAGAAAAAAUCAUCAAGUUUUUGGAGGGAAGCAGAUAUAUGCCAGUGAAGAUGGCCCCUUCUGGUUUUGUUCUUCUGAAAGAUUUACGUCCUGAGGAACCAGAGGUAUUGUCUCUUACCGAUGCACCUGCUUCUGCAGCUGCUAAUUCUGCUGUUGGGUCCACAGCACCAGUGCAACAGGGAACUGUGGCCGCCAUGACAGUUGAUGAGGAGCCCCAACCCCCUCAACCUUUUGAGUACACUUCAUGAUUGUGCUCUGUUUGAUUAUGGUAAUUGUGGUUCAAUUGGUGUUGUACCUUAGUCAUGGCUCUGGUGGUAAUGUACUCCGACUUUGGUACAGAGGUUUACGAAUUGAGCUGUCUUUUAUGAGCAUGUUGUGAAGUAGUAUUGGCAGUGUUAGUGCUGUCUACAUUGCUAGUUCGCUUACGAUAAUGUCAAAAGAUAACAGACUGAGAAAAUAGUCUAUGCAAUACUUCCUAGUUCAUUCUCUCAA